Molecule: messenger RNA, 660 nt
Organism: Plodia interpunctella (Indianmeal moth)
Lineage: Eukaryota; Metazoa; Arthropoda; Insecta; Lepidoptera; Pyralidae
Gene: awd
Product: abnormal wing discs
Exons: 1
Coding region: 21-551 (176 amino acids)
Biological process (GO): GTP biosynthetic process; CTP biosynthetic process; UTP biosynthetic process
Molecular function (GO): nucleoside diphosphate kinase activity
Source: RefSeq, a predicted model, not a curated record
CUCGCUCCCUCUUCGCGCUUAUGAUUGCCACUUUGUUCACUCUCUUAACCUAUCUCGCACGUAUUGUAAAUUCGCUACCAGCUUUUAUCAUGGCCGAACCACGUGAAAGAACUUUCAUCAUGAUCAAACCCGACGGUGUCCAACGGGGACUGGUUGGGACAAUCAUCGAGCGCUUCGAGAAGAAAGGUUUCAAGCUGGUAGCUCUUAAAUUAAUGUGGCCGUCUGAAGAACUUCUGAAAAACCACUACAGUGAUUUAGCGUCGCGGCCUUUCUUCCCCGGUCUCGUAAAAUACAUGAAUUCCGGACCGGUUGUUCCUAUGGUGUGGGAAGGCCUGAACGUUGUGAAGACUGGUCGUCAAAUGCUUGGCGCAACAAACCCUGCCGAUUCACAACCAGGAACCAUUCGCGGUGACCUCUGCAUCCAAGUUGGUCGUAAUAUUAUUCAUGGAUCCGACAGUGUUGAAGCCGCCAAAAAGGAAAUCGCUCUUUGGUUCACCGAAAAAGAACAAGUCGGUUGGACGCCAGCAAAUGAGAACUGGGUUUAUGAAUAAAAAUCGUCUAUAGGUUUUUAGCAUAAGGACGAAACCGUUAUCAAACAUUCUGGGUUUGUAACUAUAAUCUUAUUUAAAUUUAAAAUGGCAAUUAAAAUAUUGUUAUGAA